UGUCUUUGUCUCCACCCUCUUCCUCUUUGGUUUCAGAAAGCACAGAGUUCAUGUAGUGUUUUUGUGUGUGUUGAUUGUGUUGUAAUGGGGUCUGUUCUGAGGAUUUUAGACCUGAACUCUGUGGUUCUGGCUUUAGUUCUGGGUUUGAUCUUUCUGGUUCUGUUUGAGAUCAUGAGGAUUCAUGUCUCCAGAGGCAGAACUCCACCUGGACCCAGACCUUUCCCUUUUGUGGGAACUAUACCACAUGUCAUAAUGGACCCGGCAGGAUGUGUCAGAUCGUUUCAUCAGUAUGGAGAGAUGGCCACCAUGUUCCUGGGAAGACAACCCAUGAUAACGUUGAACACACUACAGAUCACCAAAGAAGCUCUGGUCCAGGACGCUUCAUCUUUUUCUGGAAGACCAGCUUUAUUACCUAUUACAGAAUGGAUGAUUAAGGGAUUCGGUAUAGUAAUGGCCACAUUUGGUCACUCGUGGAGGCAGCAGAGAAGGUUUGCUCUCCACACGCUCAGGAACUUAGGCAUUGGAAAGAAAUCCAUGGAAGAACGUGUUUUACAAGAAGGACGUUACCUGAUCGCUAUGAUGCUCAAAGCAGAAGAAACAGCAUUUGACCCCCAGCAUGUCAUACAGAAUGCAGUUUUCAAUAUAAUCUGUUCCAUCGUGUUUGGAGAUCGCUUCGAAUACGACAACAAGCGCUUUGCACACCUCCUAAAAAUCCUCAAUAAACACUUCAUGCUGAUGGCGUCUGCUACGGGGCAAAUUUUCAGCAUAAUUCCCUUCAUCAAGCACUUCCCUGGACCACACCAGAAAAUGCUCCGGAAUGUCGAUGACCUACUUGGCUUCAUUCGUGAGGAAGUGAAAGAACACAGACAAACUAUUGAUCCGGAAAACCCACGAGACUUCAUCGAUGCAUACCUGCUGGAGAUUGAGAAACAAAAGUCUCGUGAGGACUCCACAUUUCACGAAGGGAACAUGGUCAUGUCAGCAGUUGACCUUUUCUUGGCUGGAACGGACACAACGGCAACCACCAUCAGAUGGGGACUUAUCUUCUUGAUGGAAAACCCAGAAGUACAAGAGCGAUGUCAUGAGGAGAUUGUUCAGGUGUUGGGUUAUGACCGUCUGCCCUGCAUGGAUGACCGUGACAGACUUCCAUACACAUACGCCGCUGUUCAUGAGAUUCAGCGCUGUGCUAACAUUGUACCUUUUGGUGUCGUUCAUGCAACCACACAACCAACCAAACUAAGAGGAUACGACAUUCCCAAGGGAACUAUGAUCAUGACAAACUUUACUAGAAUUUUAAGUGAUGAGGAGCACUGGAAGAGUCCGGACACGUUCAACCCUGAGAAUUUCUUAGAUGAGAACGGACAUUUCUAUAAACCUGAGGCGUUUAUCGCUUUCUCACUCGGUCCAAGGGCCUGUCUUGGCGAGACCUUGGCAAGGACGGAGCUCUUCCUUUUCAUCACGUCUCUGCUACAGCGGAUACAUUUCUCCUGGCCGCCGAACUCACAGUGUCCACACAUGGAUGGAAUCAUUGGUGCACUGAGAUACCCUCACCCCUACAAAAUCACCUGCCGUAGCAGAGAUGCCAAAGACUGACUGUCAGUGACCCACAGCUGAAGAACAACAGAUUUUAUUGAAUUCCCUUAUUUAGCCUCCUGAUUUGUCUUUUUUUCAUAUUGUGACUUGUUUAAACUUAUUUUUCUAUUAUAGGACUGUUAAUGUUUCCCAAAGGAGUUGUUAUAUCAUUUUAACAUUUUUAUGGUUUUAUAGCUUCUUUAGCACCUGAAGAACUGAGGCGCGAUGAACUUUUCUGUCUUUUUGAGAUUUUCCUGUCACCUCACUGAUCUUUAAUGGCUUGAUCCCUUUCUAUAUAACCUGCAAACAAAACACAUGAUCAAAAUGUUUGAAUGCUUAUUGGGUGGUAAAGAUUGCACGUGGUUAUUGCCAGUGUUCUAAAUACAACUAAAUAAAGAAACAAUUC
Molecule: messenger RNA, 1978 nt
Organism: Triplophysa rosa
Lineage: Eukaryota; Metazoa; Chordata; Actinopteri; Cypriniformes; Nemacheilidae
Product: cytochrome P450 2J2-like
Exons: 9
Coding region: 85-1593 (502 amino acids)
Biological process (GO): xenobiotic metabolic process
Cellular component (GO): intracellular membrane-bounded organelle; cytoplasm
Molecular function (GO): iron ion binding; heme binding; oxidoreductase activity, acting on paired donors, with incorporation or reduction of molecular oxygen, reduced flavin or flavoprotein as one donor, and incorporation of one atom of oxygen
Source: RefSeq, a predicted model, not a curated record